CCGGGGGGCCGGGCCCAGCCCGCCGCGUUACACAACCGGCCGCCGCGACAGGCGAGUUUCACAAGUCCCGCCGCGGCCGCCCCGCAGCCCGCGCCCACCCUGCGCACACCCCCGCGCCGCGCACCGCCCGCACUGCCCCCGCCCUGCCCGCGCCCAUGCCAUGUCACCGCCGGGCUGCGGGACCCCGCGGCCAGCGGUAACCCCUGUCGCCGAGGGGGCACCGCGCCGGGGCUGGGCAUGGCACUGAGAGCGGCUCCGGGACGCGCAUCCUCCUAGACGGAUUAAUUUUUCUCCGUCUCUAUUUACAUGGUGAUAAGAAGUGCUAAUCCCACUCUGUCAGUCUGGACUGAUGAAUCUGAGGAAUAGAACAGAGCCCUGUGUUGUGUAAACGAACUGAUGGAUGAAGAUGAGAAGGACAGGGCAAAGAGGGCAUCACGCAACAAAUCUGAAAAGAAGAGGAGAGACCAGUUCAAUGUCCUCAUUAAAGAGCUUUGCACGAUGCUGCAGGGCCAUGGCCACCCUCUCAAGAUGGACAAGUCCACAAUACUGCAGAGGACCAUCGACUUCCUACAGAAACAGAAAGAAAUCACAGCACAGACAGAAGCCUGUGAGAUUAGACAAGACUGGAAGCCUUCAUUUCUUAGCAACGAGGAGUUCACCCAGUUGAUGUUAGAGGCACUAGAUGGCUUUCUCAUUGCUCUUACCACUGAUGGGAUUAUUAUUUAUGUAUCUGAUAGUGUUUCGUCUCUGCUCGGACACUUACCGUCAGAUUUGGUGGACCAAAAUAUAUUAAACUUUCUGCCUGAACGGGAACAGAGCGAAGUGUACAAGCUCCUUUCUCCACAUGUGCUCAUGACAGAUCCUGUUGCAGCUGAUUUUCUAAAUGCAGAAAAACAAAUAGAGUUUUGCUGCCAUUUAGCAAGAGGCAGUUUAGAUCCAAAUGAACCCCUGAUGUAUGAAUAUGUGAAAUUUGUAGUGGAUUUUAAAUAUUUUACUCAUGUGCCUACACCCUCCUGUAAUGGCUUUGAGUCAGCUAUUGCACGAGCUUUCAGGUCAGCCACGGAGGAGCAGAUUUGCCUCGUAGCGACUGUUCGUCUUGUCACACCGCAGUUCUUAAAGGAGCUCUGCAACGUUGAAGAGCCAUGUGAAGAAUUCACGUCGAGGCAUAGUUUAGAAUGGAAGUUUUUAUUCUUGGACCACAGGGCUCCACCUAUUAUAGGAUACUUACCCUUUGAGGUUCUGGGAACGUCAGGGUAUGAUUACUACCACGCAGAUGACCUGGAGCUUCUUGCUAGGUGCCAUGAACACUUGAUGCAGUUUGGAAAAGGAAAGUCCUGUUACUAUCGAUUCCUGACCAAAGGCCAGCAGUGGAUAUGGCUGCAGACACACUACUACAUCACCUACCACCAGUGGAAUUCCAAGCCCGAGUUCAUCGUUUGCACUCACCUGGUAGUUAGUUAUGCAGAAGUUCGGGCUGAGAGAAGGCGAGAUCUUGGCCUCGAAGAGUCAUCAAUUGAACUGGCAUCCUCUUCUGUAAAGAGCCACAGCAGCUACCUGGACGUGGGGCAGUGCGGCAGCAGCCAGGACGCCAGCCGGGAGGGAGUGUCACUGUCAUCCCACAGCUCCCGGCGCUCCUCGCACACCGCCCUCUCCGACUCCACGUCCACGUCAUCCAUGCGGCGCACGGACACCAGCACUCCCACCCGGCCGUCAGUGCCCGGGGGUCAGGCAGAGAAGGCAGCCCUGCGGCUGGCAUCAGUCGGAAGCACUCAGGCCAUAGCCACUCCUCAAGCCCCUGGUGAACACCUCCCUCAGCACCCUGUGGCUCAGCUGGCAGUCCCCUCCCAGCACCCUGUGAUGCCCGUGUACCACUUCCCAACCCAGCUGGGGAUGAUGCAUCAGCUGAAAGAGCAGCUGGAGGAGAGGACUCGCAUACUACAAGCUGACAUCAAGACUCAGCAAGAAGAACUCCACGUCAUCAAGGAGCAGCUCCAGUUAGUGCAGGACUCCAACCUGCAGAUGCUGAUGCAGCAGCCAAUCCCUGUCGUCUUUAACAAUGUGCAGCACCCAAGCCCCAGGAGGCCACCGCCCCAGGGGACGCCCAGGCAGAGCACAGCCAAGAAGUCACAACAGCCAGGCCUCGUGGGGACAAAGCACUACUGCAGCACCCACCUGCCAUCACCGCGCCAGUUCCUCAGGGACCCCCACAGCACGGCCACCCAGGUACAGCAGCAGCAGCAGCACCUAAUGAGAGGAAGCCAAGGCCAGCAAACGUGUCUGCCAGGGCAGGCAAGCAUUUCAGUGCCCCUCUACAACAACCCCAUGGUGUUCUCACAAACACACCCCAUUGCAGUGGCUGCACAGAUGCCGCCUGACAGCAGCGAGAGGCAACCACAGUCUGAGUACAGCCAGGACAGGACCCUCAGGAUGCUGUUGGAUCAAUCCAUCCAAGCCAUGAUGCCUGCAGCCAACACCAGUGGCCAGGCUGUGCAGAGCAGUGCCAGCAGGCAGCAAGGAAAAUUCGUUGCGGAGCAGCAGACCCUGCCUCCCCCAGUACAGGUACAGCCAGUCACCUGUAGCACCAGCCGACCUCCAGCCCCAUCGCCCAUUUUCUCCCCAUCUCUGAUGAUCCCACACACCAGCUUCACAUCCCACCAGGCCAACACACCGCUUCAUCUGCACCAGUGGCCACAGCAGCAGGUUCCGCAGCACCGUCUCUACCUUCAGAUGCAAGGUCCUGAGCUGGUGCCUGGGGGUCCAACGCAGCGCAUCUUCCAGCCACCCCACGCUCCACAGCAGAACCCCCUGAGCUACUUCCUCCACCCACAGCAGCAGAGCCACCACACGCAGGGCCAGCCCUGCAACCUGCCUGACCUGCCUGAGAUGCAGCUGCCCUGAAUGUUGGCUCUGAGAGGCAGGGACCACGUGGCUGCAGCCGCUCAGCACCCCGGGUGCACACAGGGGAGAGCGCGGUGCCGUCAGAGCACGGGACGGGUGAGGUCGGGCUCCGUGGGAAGGUGGUGGCUGGAGGAACAGUCCCCAAUGGGGAUGGAUGGCUCCAGGAGCACCCCAUCUGUUGGGAUUUCCAUGCAGCCAGUCCGUGAUGCUGCUCUGGCAGCUGUUUGUGCCCUGGCCCAGCACCACAGUGCAACUGGAGGCAGUGGCUUUCUGGCUGCAGGGAGGUCAGUUAUCAGGUCGCCAUGAAGCUUGGUUUGCAAUGGAAAAGACCCUUUUCCAUUCAGGACUUCAGUGCUGAAAGUCACUGUGAAUUUAAGCCCAGCAUUUGAAGCACAUAGACAGACUGUACCGGUCCACAGGACGCUGUUGGAUUACCAUGUACAUAACUCGUUUUGCUGUAGUAGGUGGAUUGUGGAUUUUUUGUCCCCUUUUUUCUAUACCUCAGUCCCACAGUUUUUUGUUUUCCAGGAGAUUGGAUAAUGCUGCUAAUUUACAUAACACCACUUUUGCCUGAAUUUCUUACUGUUGUUAUACCAGCUCACAUCGCAGCUAGUACAAUAUUUGUCAUGUUUUAUUUUUGGUUAACAAGUGCAUAGAAAUUUAUAGGGUUUUUACUCCCUGUAGCCGAAUAUUUUUCAGGUUACAGACAAAGAAUCCUUACUCCUUCUUUUUCUGGUUUUUUUUGUUUCAUUUAGAGUGACGUAGUUGUGUGUGUUUCUAUACAUAAAAACAAACAAACAUGCAUAGACUGGCAUAUGACAGCAAACUUUCUGGUUUUGCUAGGUCAUGUUUCAAUUUGGCACACCCAAAAUGUAUGAUCAGGACACAAGCGAUGUUACAAGCCCGUGGGGUCAGCAAUAAAUUGUAUUUUUGUAAAUUGUCACUUUUUAACUAUAAGUUUAUAUUUAUGAAUUGAAAAACAAGUUUAUUCCUCAGUGGGUGUAUAGUUAAGUGUCCCUACUGUUUGUGUCUUUCCAAAGGAAAAAUGAAAAUGUACAUUUUUGAGGCGUUAGUAGCUGAGUACUACCUAUGGGCGCUGGUAGAGGCCAAAGGCAGGAGAUGGGUUUGGCCAUUACUUUGCAAAAUAAUGAUUAGUUAGGACCAGGUCCAUCUAGCAGUAAAGGUCCACCUGAUAGUCAGAGCAAAGUUUAGGGAGGGGUUAGUUUGUAAUGUCAAAAUCAAGCAAACCGUGCUUUUUUUUUUUUUUUUUGCCUUUUUUUUGGCAUUUGUUUCCUUUUUUAUCUUGUGCAAGCUGCUUGCUUGGCUCUUUGUAGCACUGCAGCAGGUGGAUACUGUGUUACUGGUGUUACUGGUGGAGCAGCCUUUGGCACAAGCAGCCCUGUGUUUCAAGGGGAAAGUGGGAACGUGUCAAAGCAGUAGCUACAGCUAAUGGUACCUUGAGCUCUCCAAUGCCAUAAGCACAGAUCUGUCUAUAGCUCUAUCUAUAAAUCUGUAGCUGUAUCUGUAUAUCUCUAGCUGGCUCACUUGCUCCCAGCGUUUUCUGUGCUGCAGCACUGGGAGGAUUUCGUUAACUUUGGGCCCAGGCUGAGCUUGGGGGGCAGAACAGGAUUGUUUCAGCCUGGGUGAACAAGGCUAUGGCAGCCAGAGUCUACUGGAGAACUCAGGAGUGAAACAGAAGUGUGACAGCUCUGCCUCAGACAGGAUUUUGUCUGCAGCCUCCCUGCUGCCUGGUGGGGUGCAGCAGGGCUCCCCCAGCCUCUGUACACCAGAGGCUGUUCCCCAGCAAUUUUUCUUGGGAAGGGAAUGUGUUUUUUCUGUGCCACAUUGCCUGGGGUGAUGAUGGUGGGAGGACAGGCUGCUGGAGCAGGGGCCAGCCAGGAGCUUUCAGGGGGCAGGUGCAAGGCACUAACCAGGGUUGUGCCUUGUCAGCUCAGUCCCUGGCUGGGCCCCUGCCCAGCCAGAACAUGCAGCCCUGGACACUGGGCAGCAGAGCAGCUGCUCUCAGACACAGCCUGAACCAGCCCCCUCAUUUCAAACCACAACAAGAAAUUCUGGCUAUAGCAGAGCUACAGGCCAGAGCCACGGCACUGCUGGUAAUGGGAUGUGGAGCACCUGCCUUUGCAGAGCAACCUGGAGCUGAAAUAAUGACACGUCACCCCUUGGCUCUUAGAGCCCAAGCCCUGGAGAGAGCGUGGGGGAUUUCCUGCCCCGGCAUUUGUACUGCAACAAGGGCCAGCACAGAACCCUUGGGGUAGAUAACUUUUUUUUUUUUUCAAAGCACUAUGACUUUUAGGGUCUCCCUCUCCCCAAGACAGUGGGAUUGCUCAUGAGGCUGUGGGAGUUGUUUGGGGGUUUUUCCCACCAUAGCCUUGGAACAUAAUGUCAGAGGGGAGGCAAACAUACAUUUGUGUUAGGGGUCCACCACUGUACAGUUUGUGACUCAGGGUGGCUGGCAGGAGGGAAAGGUUGAGCAUCUUCCUGACUUGCCCAUUAAACCUGCAUCAUCCCAGUCCACCACCAUGGCUGGUGUGCAGUGUCCCAUCACUACACAAGAGCCCACCUAUGGCAGGUGCCAAUCAAGUGUAUCUCAGAGGUGGUGGUGGCUGGGGUCAAGGGCUUGGGGAGUGUAUUUUUUUAACAAUGCUUGGUAGGGAGGCAGCUGAGGCAGAGCAGUUUUCCAGCACUGCUGUGUCUUCGACAGCGAGUGAAAGAAGAGGGUUGGGAAGGGGUUUGGGGGAGGUGGGGGUGGUGGGUGUGCCGGAUGGGGCCAUGCCAUGGGCACAGCCCUUCUGAUGGCAGGGAGAGCUGGGGGGGCACUGUGUCCCUGCUUGCAGCCUCUCAGCGAGGAGCAGAGGAGCUUUGUGAGGAUGUUUACAUGUUAGAUCAGCCUUGCUGAAACAAGAGACCUAAAAACGCACUUUAUCAUGUGCCCCCCCCCUUUUUCCCAGUGCCCACCCCAGCCACUGGCCUCGCUGCUGGUGGGCAGGGGGGCUGCACAGUCCCAGGCACUGCCUCACAGGUAGGGCCUUGUUUUCCAGACAUGCUCCAAAGGACAAAAUCCCACCAUCCCUUUCUGGGGCUUGUUCAGUCCCUGCUCAGUCUGCCUCCAGCUGAGGGAGGGAAGGCUGAGUCAGGGCCAUGGGGUUUUUGCCUUAUAUUGUCACUCACUCUCAAAAAAUAUAUGGAUAAAUAAAUCUCUUUAUUCAGGUUGAUUUGUAUUUGUUUACCUCGGUAUUAGCUAUGACCUGUGUUUUUAGGACUCAUUUGGAAUUGAGGGUUGCUGGUGGGUUUGGUUCACACACUCCCAGCUGCAACGAGAAAGCACAAGUGUGACUUGUUGGUGACAAGCAGAGGGCAGGAAAGUGACGGCACCUGCAGUGGGGUCGGGCUCCAGUGUCGGUGUCAACCUAUCAGUCAUUAAUCUUCUGAGGUUUUCUAGUACACAAGUACCUAUAUACUAUAUCUCUCUAUAUAUAGAUAUAUGUAUUUUUAAUAUGCAUAUAUAUGUAUGCACACGUAUAUCUAUAUAUAAAUAUAUAUGGGCCACACAAUUCCAGACCUCUGAAAACACAGGCAGCUUUAAUUAAUAAAGUCUUGCACUUUUAGCGUAUUUGUACAUAUAAGCUAAAGCCUGGUGGGUAUAAUCAGGCUGGUUUGACAAACACAAUGAGAAGUUACUGUACAUAUUGUAUAUAUUCCAUGCAAAAAAAAACAAACAAAAAAAAGAAAAUAAGAAAAAGUCUAGAAUUGAGUAUAAAUCUUGGUUUAUUUUAUAUGAUGUUGAAUAUAAAUAAAUUUAUAAAUGUUACUAUUCUUAAAAGUAUUUUGUAAUGGGAAAAAGAAAGUGUCUUAUGAAGAUGAACAGUAAAGAUUUUAUUCUUGUUUUGAAUCUAUGUCCCUGCACAGCUCCAUUGAAUGGGAGCCUGUGCAUUUUGACAAGCUUUAAACAGAUUGUACAUAGUAUUUAAAAAAAAAAAAGAUAAGAAGAAAUAAAAUAAUACUUGUAAGGCC
Molecule: messenger RNA, 6930 nt
Organism: Corapipo altera (White-ruffed manakin)
Lineage: Eukaryota; Metazoa; Chordata; Aves; Passeriformes; Pipridae
Gene: PASD1
Product: PAS domain containing repressor 1
Exons: 22
Coding region: 397-2898 (833 amino acids)
Biological process (GO): regulation of transcription by RNA polymerase II; circadian regulation of gene expression
Cellular component (GO): nucleus; cytoplasm; CLOCK-BMAL transcription complex
Molecular function (GO): protein dimerization activity; RNA polymerase II cis-regulatory region sequence-specific DNA binding; DNA-binding transcription factor activity, RNA polymerase II-specific
Source: RefSeq, a predicted model, not a curated record